GCUUCGGAAAUAAUCAGUACUGGGACUACGGCUGAUCGUGAGUAGCGUCCCGCUACAAUCUCCGUCUACCCAGGAAAUCCAGUGACAGUGGGGAGUUAUUGACUCUUUCUCUAGAUAGCAAUGGUGAAUCAAGUGCAGCGGGUGGAUGGCAGCUUUCAGGCCUCAAAGAGCGACUCGAGUGGGGCCAGCAACAGCGGCGGCGAGAGCUCCAAGGACAGCUCCCGCUGCUCGACGCCUGUGCUAGACACUGAUCGCACAGACCGGCUGCGUGACAAGAUGCGACGGCGCAUGGAGUCUGGAGACCGCUGGUUCUCCUUGGAGUUCUUCCCGCCACGAACUUCCAACGGGGCCGUCAACCUCAUCUCCAGGUUUGAUCGCAUGGGCUCUGGUGGGCCUCUCUUUAUCGACGUCACCUGGCACCCUGCAGGGGACCCGGGAUCGGACAAGGAGACGUCUUCCAUGAUGAUCGCCAGCACCGCCGUCAAUUACUGCGGCCUGGAGAGCAUCCUGCACCUGACCUGCGCCAACCAGACCAAGGACCAGAUCACAGCUCACCUGGGCAAGGCCAAACGGCUGGGCCUCAAGAACAUCAUGGCCCUCCGCGGAGAUCCCGUGGCGGAUGUGUGGGAGGAAGAGGAAUGUGGCUUCAACUAUGCCACCGAUCUAGUGAAACACAUACGCUGGGAAUUUGAUGAUUACUUUGACAUCUGCGUCGCCGGAUACCCCACGGGCCACCCUGAAGCAGAGAGUUACGAGGUGGACCUGAAACACCUGAAGGAGAAGGUGGACGCCGGAGCAGACUUCAUCAUCACGCAGCUCUUCUUCCGGGCCGAAACCUUCCUCAAGUUUGCCAAGGAUUGUAGGGCUAUUGGAAUUACAUGUCCCAUCCUGCCCGGAAUCUUCCCUAUCCAGGGUUACCAGUCUCUGCGGCAGCUAGUGAAGCUGUCGAAGCUGGAGGUGCCUGAGGAAAUCACGAGCGUCAUCGAGCCGAUAAGAGACAACGAUGCCGCCAUCCGCAACUAUGGCAUCCAGCACGCGGUGGGCAUGUGCAAGGUGCUGCUGGAGAGCGGCGAUGUGCCCGGCCUGCACUUCUACACCCUUAACCGGGAGGUGGCUACGAUGGAGGUCCUGAAGCAGCUCGGUCUGUGGAUCGAAGAUCCCAGGCGACCCCUUCCCUGGGCAGUCAGUGCAAACCCCAAGCGCAAGGUGGAGGAUGUUCGGCCGAUCUUCUGGGCCUCCAGGCCUAAGAGCUACAUCUACAGGACCCAGGAUUGGGACGAGUUCCCCAACGGGAGGUGGGGCAACUCGUCCUCUCCUGCCUUUGGUGAGCUGAAUGACUACUACCUCUUCUACCUGAAGAGCAAGUCCUCCAAAGACGACCUGCUGAAGAUGUGGGGAGAAGAGCUGAUGAACGAAGAGAGUGUCUUUGAGGUGUUCACCAAUUACAUCACGGGGCAGCCUAAUCGCUGCGGACACAAGGUGAUGUGUUUGCCAUGGAACGACGACCCCUUGGCACCUGAGACUAACUUGCUGAAGGAUGAGCUGGAAAAGGUGAAUCGCCGUGGUAUCCUGACCAUCAACUCCCAGCCCAACAUCAACGGGAAGCCCUCCUCUGAUCCCAUUGUGGGCUGGGGACCUCCUGGAGGAUACGUCUUCCAGAAGGCAUAUCUGGAGUUCUUCACAUCUAGCGAGAAUGUGACUGCUCUUCUUAAAGUGCUGAAAAAAUACGAGCCACGUGUGAACUAUCACAUCGUUAAUGUCCAGGGUAAGAACACCACCAACGCUCCGGACCUGCAGCCUAAUGCUGUGACUUGGGGCAUCUUCCCAGGGAGAGAGAUCGUUCAGCCCACUGUGGUGGAUCCAGUCAGCUUUAUGUACUGGAAGGAUGAAGCCUUUGGCCUUUGGAUCGAGCAGUGGGCCAAGCUGUACGAGGAGGAGUCGCCGUCCCGCAUGAUCAUCCAGUACAUCCAUGACAACUACUAUCUGGUCAAUCUGGUAGACAAUGACUUUCCCUUGGACAGCUGCCUGUGGCGGGUCAUUGACGAUAUGUUUGAGCUAUUGGAUGCACCAUCGGAAGCCAUAGAAUAGCUCAUGCCUCACAAACAGCAGUGCUGCAAUGAGGGCAGGGCUGGCGAACGGGAUCCACGGAGAGGCGCUCUGGGUGCGGGUUUUUGGGAUGACCUCUGUCAGCCAAUCCCCAGGACUGGAGCUGAGAACCGCUGCUUUAUUACUGGCUGAUGGAAAGGUCAUCCCAACAACCCGCACCCUCAUUGGCUCUCCCUGGAUCAGGUUCACCGCUCCUGUAUGAGGGCAUCACCAGCUAGUCAUCUACAAACUGUUAGAGUGGAAUAUUUAUGUGUCAAGUAUACAAUGUAUACUUUUAUCUAUUUUACAAAUCAGGCUUAAUGUAGGAUUUUAAAAGGGAGCAAUAACUGGUUUGGAUUGAAUGAAGACUGCUCUUUUAGACGUCAGAGUGAGAUGUUUGUACUUGACUCAAUAUUUUAAUAAUAUCAUGCCUUAAAUACAAAAUUUCAUGGUCUUUUACAGGAAGCUAUUCAAUUCACAUUAUGCAUUACCUGUGAUUCUAUUUGCUAUAUACCUCAUUACAUAUAGUGCCAAAGUGAUAUAGUAUAAUAUGCCCAAAGUUGUGCUUAAAAACUUAAACUGUUUUAAUUUUUAUUCAGUUAUCAUUUUGUAUGAAGGUAUAACUGCAGGAUUUGUUCUGUAUAUUUUUUAUCAGCUUUUGUAUUUUUUUUUUUGACGUAUUUAUUGUUGCUGUGAUGCUACGUAAAUAGCAAUGAAUGACGUGUGUGUGCUCUCUCUCGUGUUUAAAAAUUAAUGUAAUGUCGCAAAUGAGUGAAUGUGAGUGUUAGAAGCUGAAGUAAGCUGCAGUCUUACUUGAAGUGUGGUUUGUAUUGAUUUGUGGGAUUAUAAAUGUGUUGGUUUAAAGUCCAAG
Molecule: messenger RNA, 2956 nt
Organism: Brienomyrus brachyistius
Lineage: Eukaryota; Metazoa; Chordata; Actinopteri; Osteoglossiformes; Mormyridae
Gene: mthfr
Product: methylenetetrahydrofolate reductase (NAD(P)H)
Exons: 12
Coding region: 121-2088 (655 amino acids)
Biological process (GO): tetrahydrofolate interconversion
Cellular component (GO): cytosol
Molecular function (GO): methylenetetrahydrofolate reductase [NAD(P)H] activity; FAD binding
Source: RefSeq, a predicted model, not a curated record